This is a messenger RNA of Mytilus californianus (California mussel), 2403 nucleotides long. RefSeq lists its product as uncharacterized. NCBI's taxonomy places the organism in Eukaryota, Metazoa, Mollusca, Bivalvia, Mytilida, Mytilidae. The coding region runs from base 158 to 2308 and encodes 716 amino acids. The record is from RefSeq and is a predicted model, not a curated record. The transcript has 2 exons.
CUAAUAUGAAUAUCUAUAAAGUAAAACAAUGAAAAAACAAAUUUUGGGAACGUUAUGAACAACACGGAAGGUGCAUGAGUAUAUAAAAACAGAAUCGUUCAUGUUCUACAGUCAACAUAUUACCAUAUAAAAGUUGCGUGCAUAUCAUUAUUGAACUAUGGAAUUUCCAGCCGCGAUGCUAGAGUCAAAUUUCUCACUUGAACUUUUUGAUUUUCUUUGCAAAAUUGUUGGCUCUGAAAAAGACGUCCGAGCACGAAGGAUAUUCUUUAAAGUGCUAGAUCAUGCUUUACAGUACAGUCCUAAUUGGCGAGUAGUGACCAGUGGAAGUAAAUCAGAAGGCUUAGACUUACCAGGGAGUGACUUAGAUAUUAUGUAUAUCAACCAGGUGGACACAGUAUACAAUACAAAAUCUGAAAUACCAAGUGACUUGCAAUAUGGACUUUUUUUAGAUUUCGAAAAUACACCACCGGGAUAUGUUCAUAUUGAGCUACAUAUGAAAAAAAGAAAUGGGAUACAACCGAACCAUGUGUACUCUGGAAACCACAUUAUAUUAUCAAAUGAACACUACAAACAGUUAAUACAAAACAUAAAUAUGCCAAAUGCUACAAGCACAUUUUUGGAGAAUUUUUCAGAGAUACAUGGUCCUUGUUCUUCUACCAUUUGUGGAUCGUAUGAUUUCUUGUCUACUUACAAAUGUCAUUCGUGGCCAACAAUAGCUGCAGAGUGGAUAACAAGACCUCGCAAUUAUGAAUGGCCCCCAACAGAACUGAUUGAAGAUAUAAUACGAGAUAAUGUCUUACUGGCACCUAUUGGAAGUAAAUUUAACAACAAGAAGGAAAAUCCUUACGAAUGGAGAAUGUCUUUCUCAAUUGCGGAAAAAAUGCUUGUUCAUUCGUUUAAUCAUACACAAAUUGUGUGUUAUGCGUUACUAAAAUAUACAUUAAAAGAAUUACUAGUAGUUCACCAAAAAAUAAAAGAUACCAUGUGUUCAUACUUUAUGAAAACAGUAUUAUUCUGGAUGAUUGAAGAAUCUCAGAUUUCUGAAUGGCAACCUUGCAAAUUGUUUGAAUGCUUUCAAGCAUGCAUAAAAAGACUAGUAUUUUUUAUACAGUACAAUAUCCUUCCAAACUACUUUCUACCAAAGAACAAUUUGAUAAAAGGAAAAAUUGAUGUACCUAAAAAGAAGUUAUUACUAUCACUUUUGCGUAAUUUUUUCACUAGUGAAAAUAAUUCCUUAAAACAAAUACAAACUCUUUCAUAUUUGUUUGACCAUAUUAAAACACCUUUAACUUCUGAAUUGUUCAGAAAAAACUAUUCUAACAUAGACUCAAUCAUCUAUCCGCUUUUACAUUAUAUGCAUGGGAUAGGAUAUGGCGGUAGUAAUGCCAUAUAUCAGCCUAUUUAUUGUAUUAUGUCUCAUAGAAAAUGUAAGCUUUUAAAACACGUAUGCUUCAUUUGGUUUUCAAAACUGUGCGGAUCUUUGGCGAAGCAUUAUCCAUUUAUGAUAUCACAUGAUGGAUAUACAAAUUUACAAAAUCGAAAAUGUAAUAAAACAUUCUAUCCAGACUACAAGAAAUGCAUUUGGUAUACCAUACUAGGUACGUUUUCUGAUUCAUAUACCGGUUGGCUUCUACUGGCCGAAUUCUUUUUUCAACGCAAACAACUAGGGAAAACUUUAGAGAUAAUUCAACUAUGUCAAUUUAAAAGUUCGACCGAUCAUCAGAUGAUAACUCCUGGUUUGAAGCCUCACCCCAGUAGUAAAAUGUUAGAAAAUAUUGGAUUACAUUUUGUGCAGCGAUAUAAGCAUUCGUGUUCUGAUUUAUUUUACCUUACUCCAAAAGCAAAGCCACAUAUAAUGUUUUAUCAAGAAGAAUUUCAAACUGCAAAUUUGGAGAAGGACAUGCUUAUUGUUCAUCCGCAGAUACGAAUGUAUUAUUUACUGUUUCUAUGCCAUCAUUAUCUAGGAAACAAUAUUGAAAAAUGGAAGGCUCUUCGUUUACUAAAAGACUUUAAUCUACAAAGUACAACUUCGGCGGAAUACCUGAAUUCGAUCAUCCAUUUAGGUCUAGCACUUCGAGAAGCUGAGACAAUACCUGAUUUUAUAUUAACGGAUUUUUAUCUUUUCUACUGCAGACUUCCUCUUAUAUACAAAGAUUUGUUUGUCAAACAUUUUAAUCCUGGUAAACGUAUUGCAAAAAAUAUUGCCAUUGAGAUUCUGCAGCCUUUGGUUGAGCGUGAUUCGGUGCCGCCUGUUUUGAAAAAAGGUUUAAGCUUAGUAUCUGAUUUCUUAGAUAUUGAAUUAAAAUAACGUUUACUAAUAUUUCUAACGUUACAUUUCUAAUGUCAUGUUUUCUACGAACCUUUUUAUAUCCAAGCAAAAUGUAUGUAAAAUCUUGCUCAGAA